CUCUCUCUCUCUCACUCUCUCUCUCUCUCUCUCUCUCUAACUUUGAACAAGUAGCAGAUUAGUAAUCGAUUCCCUCUCAUCGCCUUCGGCAUCAUCAUCACCUCCCUCGCUCUUUUAUUUAUUAAUACCAAAAGCCAAGCGUUUUCCCCUUGUGUUAACACCUCUCCCCUCCCCUCCACCAAGAUAUUAUAUGCCUCUCUUUAUCUCUUCUCUCCCGUUAAUACCUCACGCAGAUUCAGGUUUUAUUUCCAGCCAGACAAAGACAGAGACCCACCCAUAUAGCUGUUUUUUUUGAAUUACCAGUACUACCACAUCUUCUCCUUCUCCUCCUCCUCUCUUUGUUCUUGAUUUCGAUUAUCUGAUCGGACGGUCACGAUCUUGUUUAUAUUCUACUGCAAAGUCGUACGGCCAGGGAUCUUUCUUUUUGUCAGCCAUUAUUUUCUUACCGAGCAAGUUGCAUCUCCUAAGCUCUGGCGAUCAUGGAGCUGAAUGGUCUAAAGAAAGAGAGGAGAACGGACCAUCUUAAUCAAACAAAUGGUGAUCUGGCAUUAGCAAGUGUUGGUGCUGUAGAUCCCUGGACUGCAUGGGCAUAUAAGCCUCGUACUAUUUCGUUGUUACUUAUUGGUGCUUGCUUUCUAAUAUGGGCAAGUGGAGCCCUUGAUCCAGAGAUCAGCACAUCUGGUGAUGUUGUUACAUCUGUGAAAAGGGGUGUAUGGGCAAUGAUUGCAGUUUUUCUUGGUUAUUGCUUGCUACAGGCCCCCUCGACGAUUCUAAUAAGGCCGCAUCCAGCAAUUUGGCGCUUGGUUCAUGGAUUGGCUAUUGUUUAUCUUGUUGCCCUAACAUUUUUGCUUUUUCAGAAGCGUGAUGAUGCUCGGCAAUUUAUGAAGUUUCUCCACCCUGACCUUGGAGUUGAACUACCUGAAAGAUCAUAUGGUGCUGAUUGCCGCUUUUAUGUGCCUGAAAAUCCUACAAGCAGGUUUAAGAAUGUUUGGGACACUCUUUUUGAUGAAUUUGUUCUAGCGCAUAUCUUUGGAUGGUGGGGCAAGGCUAUUUUAAUCCGUAAUCAGCCACUUCUGUGGGUAUUGUCAAUUGGAUUUGAGCUGAUGGAGUUUACCUUCCGCCACAUGCUACCAAACUUCAAUGAGUGCUGGUGGGACAGUAUCGUUCUCGAUAUUUUGAUAUGCAAUUGGUUUGGCAUUUGGGCCGGAAUGCAUACAGUCAGGUAUUUUGAUGGAAAAACAUAUGAGUGGGUUGGUAUAAGUCGCCAACCUAAUAUUAUGGGCAGGGUCAAACGAACAUUGGGACAAUUUACACCAGCACAAUGGGACAAAGAUGAAUGGCAUCCCUUGCUUGGUCCAUGGCGAUUUAUCCAAGUUCUUACUCUCUGUAUUGUCUUCCUGAUGGUAGAGCUUAACACAUUCUUUUUGAAGUUUUGUCUUUGGGUUCCUCCUCGAAACCCGAUGAUAGUGUACAGGUUGAUCUUGUGGUGGCUAAUUGCGAUACCUACAACACGUGAAUACAAUUCAUAUCUCCAAGACCGAAAACCCGUGAAAAAGGUUGGGGCUUUUUGCUGGCUUUCCCUUGCUAUUUGCAUCGUGGAACUUCUCAUUUGCAUCAAGUUUGGACAUGGUCUUUAUCCUAAACCAAUGCCUGUGUGGUUGGCCAUCUUCUGGACAUCUGUUGGAGUUGGCCUCGUAAUAUUCCUGAUUAUGUGGUCAUGGAAAAGUUUGGGAAGGAAGAGACGAUGAUUUCGCUAGCAUGUUACACUAUUCUUUUAUUCCUUCAUGUUCUUAUCGGUAUAUCCAUCUUGUGAAUACCCUAUCACUUCAUGGAAUUGUAAAUGCUUAUUCUCUUAGGUUAGUGGAUCUCAGUUCUCAAUAGAGUAUUCAAUUAUUUUA
Messenger RNA from Populus trichocarpa (black cottonwood), 1898 nucleotides. RefSeq names its product CDP-diacylglycerol--serine O-phosphatidyltransferase 1. The record is from RefSeq and is a predicted model, not a curated record. The transcript is spliced from 13 exons. Gene Ontology annotation, biological process: phosphatidylserine biosynthetic process. Gene Ontology annotation, molecular function: L-serine-phosphatidylethanolamine phosphatidyltransferase activity. NCBI's taxonomy places the organism in Eukaryota, Viridiplantae, Streptophyta, Magnoliopsida, Malpighiales, Salicaceae. The coding region runs from base 480 to 1748 and encodes 422 amino acids.